This is a messenger RNA of Acanthoscelides obtectus, 2461 nucleotides long. The record is from the annotation of a GenBank genome assembly. NCBI's taxonomy places the organism in Eukaryota, Metazoa, Arthropoda, Insecta, Coleoptera, Chrysomelidae.
GCUGCUGUCAUUCGUUGCUGAGGUCGUCGGUUUUUGGCGCCAAAAGUUAUUUGGGAAAGCUUUUUAUUAGCUUUGUCGGAAACUUUCUUUUUCCAAAUAAAAUUAGUUCUGCACAAUGGAAGGUUUUGAUGAUGCAGGAGUGUUCUUCAGCGAUAAUUUUAGCGUUGAUGAACAACAGUCUGAUACGCAAGUUAAUUUACAUGCAGUUAAAAAGAAGUUCAAAGAGUUUUUGAGGCAGUACCACACGGAUAAUUUCAACUACAAAUACAGUCUAAAUCGCAGAGAUACGUUGAAGAGGAACUACAACUUGCGCCAAUACUACUUGGAAGUGAACAUUGAAGAUGUGGGCAGCUUUGAUGAAAAUCUGGCUGAUAAGCUCUACAAGCAACCUACUGAGCAUUUGGCGAUAUUCGAGGAGGCUGCUACAGAGGUUGCAGAUGAACUUACAGCACCACGUCCUGAAGGGGAAGAAAAAGUUGAGGAAAUUCAAAUUAUGUUAUCUUCAGAUGCUAAUGCUUCCAGUCUCAGAGAUAUGAAGUCAGAAGUUGUCUCUAGACUGGUGAAAAUUCCUGGGUUGGUAAUAAGUGCAUCUGGGAUCAGAGCUAAGGCAACAAAGAUUUCUGUGCAAUGCAGAUCUUGUCUUAAUGUUAUUCCCAAUCUUCCUGUAAAGCCAGGCUUGGAAGGAUAUGUUCUACCCAGAAAAUGCCCCACUGAGCAAGCUGGAAGGCCAAAAUGUCCACUUGAUCCCUACUUCAUUAUGCCUGACAAGUGUAACUGUGUAGAUUUUCAAGUUCUGAAGUUACAAGAAUUGCCAGACAGUAUUCCCCAAGGUGAAAUUCCAAGACACAUCACUUUAUAUGCUGAUAGAUAUCUUUGUGACAGAAUAGUCCCAGGAAACAGGGUGUACAUUCUUGGUAUUUACUGCAUCAAGAAAAUGGGCAGACCCACAAAGCGUGAAGGUCGUGAAAAAGCCCAAACAGGGGUCAGAGCUGGCUACAUCCGCGUUGUGGGUAUCCACGUUGAUAUGGAAGGCUUAGGUUUCUCAGGAGGUGUUCACGUCACUUCAGAGGAAGAAAAUGCCUUCAGAAGACUAGCUGCAAUGCCAGAUUGUUACGAGAAAUUGUCCAAUAGCAUAGCUCCUUUCAUUUUUGGGUCAACGGACAUCAAGAAAGCUGUGACGUGCUUACUAUUUGGAGGAUCUAGGAAAAGGUUGCCAGAUGGGCUGACUAGAAGAGGAGAUAUAAACAUCUUACUGCUUGGCGACCCUGGUACCGCCAAAUCUCAAAUGUUGAAGUUUGUCGAGAAAGUAGCUCCUAUUGCAGUGUAUACUUCAGGAAAGGGCAGCUCCGCUGCCGGUUUGACUGCAUCUGUCAUGAGAGACCCGUCGUCGCGCAAUUUUGUGAUGGAAGGAGGCGCAAUGGUGCUUGCAGAUGGUGGUGUUGUUUGCAUUGAUGAAUUUGACAAGAUGCGGGAAGACGACAGGGUGGCCAUACACGAAGCUAUGGAACAACAAACUAUCUCUAUUGCUAAAGCUGGGAUCACAACGACUUUAAACUCUAGAUGUUCUGUUUUAGCUGCUGCCAACAGUAUCUUUGGAAGAUGGGACGAGACUAAGGGUGAAGAAAACAUAGACUUCUUGCCGACAAUUUUGUCUCGAUUUGAUAUGAUUUUCAUUGUCAAAGAUGAACAUGACAGAAACAGAGAUAUGACUCUGGCCAAACAUAUAAUUUCUGUCCACGCAAACGCAGCGCAAAUAUCAGUUGAACCAAAGCAAGGAGAAUUAUCACUUGAUUUCAUCAAGAAAUACAUCAGCUACUGCAGAACUCAUUGUGGUCCUCGUUUGGACAAAGAAGCAGGAGAAAAACUAAAACGUCGUUAUGUACUGAUGAGAUCCGGAACGAGCCAACAUGAAAAGCAAGUGGAAAAGAAAAGCGCCAUUCCUAUCACUGUGAGACAGUUGGAGGCCGUUAUACGAAUUUCGGAGAGCUUGGCUAAAAUGAGGCUACAACCAUUUGCGACUGAAACUCAUGUAGACGAAGCCUUGAGGUUAUUCCAAGUCUCCACUCUAGACGCUGCCAUGAGCGGUACUCUAUCAGGCGCCGAGGGUUUCACCACCGAGGAGGAACACGAGAUGCUGGUGCGCAUCGAGACUCAGCUAAAGAAGCGGUUCGCGAUCGGUACCACCGUGAGCCAGCAGAGCAUCAUACAGGACUUUGCUCAGCAGCAGUACCCGGAGCACGCGGUCAUGAAAGUCGUCUACACGAUGUUAAGACGGGGACAGUUGCAGCAUAGGAUGCAGAGGAAAAUGCUCUACAGGAUCAGUUGAGGUGUUACACUACUUCAUUAAGUACUUGCGUAUUCUUACACAUUACCCGUUGUUUUAGAAAGUUUUGUAUACUAGUUAUAAGGAAUUAUCAUUCAUAGCGAUUUUUCACAGUCAAUAAAAAUAAAUCAUGUGAUC